This is a messenger RNA of Chelonus insularis, 2695 nucleotides long. RefSeq names its product solute carrier family 41 member 1-like. NCBI's taxonomy places the organism in Eukaryota, Metazoa, Arthropoda, Insecta, Hymenoptera, Braconidae. Gene Ontology annotation, cellular component: plasma membrane. Gene Ontology annotation, biological process: monoatomic cation transport. The transcript is spliced from 9 exons. The coding region runs from base 507 to 2153 and encodes 548 amino acids. The record is from RefSeq and is a predicted model, not a curated record. Gene Ontology annotation, molecular function: monoatomic cation transmembrane transporter activity.
AUUUCUAGUAAAAAUUAUCAAGUCAGUAGCAAUAUCUGACAUUUUUUUAUCAAAAAUUUCGGCCAAUAAGCGUCACCACAUUAUCAGAUUACUGCUAGAUAACAACUACUAAUAGCAUACUAAGUAAGCUCUACUCAUUACAUUUCUAUUCGUUAUACAUUUCAUUUAGUUUAAGUUUGUUCUUUACACCGACUUGAACAAUAACGUGCUUAUUAGACAAAAGUAUCAUACUGUGAUGGUAAAAAUUGGCAAGAAGUUGAUUUUUGUGUUUUCUAUACAAAGCAUACUCAGCAGAUCAAGGCUGGCAAGGAUUGGUCGAUCAGAAGUGAGCCUGACUCAGGUUGAUCCUGCACUAGGAAGGACACUUAUUGCCUUUGAUUUGUGGAAUAACUGUGAUCAAUAUCAACCUCGCACUCGCAGUCUGGCGACUAUUGGAAGGUCAGAGACAAAGUUUCCUCAGGUAGAUCCACCAGGUCGAGCUGUCUUGCCAAUUAUCAGGCCUAGACAUGGUCGGGGUUCCGAACUCGACGAACGACCCUAAAUUGGUCGACGUCACGAAACCGGAAGACGAUGGACAAAUGAGAAAAAUCGAGCAUGUCGUUGAUGAAAUCGACGGCGCUCCAUUGAAAAAUACAAUAAUCAUACCAAGAAUUGGGAUGUCGUCUGAGAAGGAUACAAACGGUGUUUUCACCCUGGCUUUUAACGACGUCGAUAACAAUGGACAAAAAAAAUUAGGACGUCCUGCUGAUCAACUCAAGGUUGAGAAAGCCACAGGUGAUGAAUCUCUAUCAAGUGGCAGUUCCAUAGUGACAAUCUCAUCAGCAGCCAAUUCUGAUCCUGAUCCUGAAGCAAAUGAGAGCAAUUCAAACAGAAGAAGACGAAAUAUAUUGGACGAAAGGUGGCAUCAUACUGCAUUACAAGUGUCAGUGCCUUUUUUUAUCGCUGGAAUUGGAACCAUUGGCGCUGGUCUAGUUUUAGCUAAAGUUGAGAAAUGGGAAGUUUUCGAAAAAGUAUCACAACUAUUCAUCCUUGUUCCAUCUCUUCUUGGCUUGAAAGGCAACUUAGACAUGUGUUUAGCAUCCAGAUUAUGUACUCAAGCUAAUCUAGGGAAUAUGCAUGGCUGCAGAGAGAUUACAAAAAUGAUAAUUGGUAAUCUAGCUCUCGUGCAGAUUCAAGCAAUUGUCGCAGCAAUAAUCGUGUCAAUUUUCGCAACUUCUGCUCAUGCAGCAAUGAACAGUGUUUUCGAGUGGAAUCAUGCCCUACUCGUGACAGCAUCAAGUGUCUGCACAGCUACAAGUUCAUGUUUCAUUCUCGAUCUUGUUAUGAUUAUUGUGAUUAUGAUCACAUAUCGAUGGAAAAUGAACCCAGAUAACUUGGCCACACCUCUGGCAGCUUCAUUUGGAGAUGUCGUAUCAGUCAGUGUUCUCUCUAUUAUCGCUUCAAGUCUAUUCGCUCGAAUAGAAGAUGAAGCUUGGAUUUUAUACGUCAUUAUCUGCGGCUAUCUACUUAUUUUACCCAUUUGGAUUUGGAUUGUAUUGAAGAAUAAAUACACGAGAAAUGUUCUGACCUCUGGAUGGACACCAGUGCUAUCAGCACUAUUCAUUAGUGGUUUGGGAGGAUUAAUUCUAAGUGAGGCAGUAGAUGUGCUUACGGGAUUCGUUAUCUUCCAACCCAUCAUUAAUGGUAUCGGUGGUAAUCUCGUGUCAGUUCAAGCAUCAAGAAUCUCUACAACUCUUCAUCAAACGUCACUUAUGGGUAUUCUUCCACCGUACACAAAAAUAUGGGUGUCUCCGUGGAAAGCUCUGGUUAAUGGAGUGCCUUUUGCUAAAACAGCAAGACUACUUAUUGUGAUGGGUGUUCUUGGUGAAAUAGUUUUUAUAUAUGCAGCAGAUUAUAUUGAACAGCAGCAAUCUACACUGCAUGUUUACUUUAUAUUAUCAUAUAUUCUUGUUGCCUUUUUACAAAUUAUUUUACUUCUCUAUAUUGCCCACAUAAUCAUCCAUGCAAUGUGGAGGUUCAAGAUAGAUCCGGACAAUUCAGCAAUUCCCUACUUGACUGCAUUGGGUGAUCUAAGUGGAACAAUGUUCCUUGGUGGAGCCUUUUGGUUCCUUAAAGAAAUUGGUCACCCUUAUGGUGUGAUUAAAGGGGCUUAAAAAGCCAAUUUUUAUAUUACUUACAUCAUAAUUAAAUUAUUAUUUUAUAGAUGAUAACUGCUAGGCUUUUAAAUUAAAAAAAAAGAGAUUAGGAUAGGAAUAAUGAAUUUUACUUUCGUAGCUAAAUAAUAUUAAAGUAAUAGAUUUUUUUUAAAAUUGUAUUUUCGUUAAUGUGAAUAAUCAAACAACUUUUAUAAACAAAGAUAAGAAUUAUCAAAUCAUUAAUCCUAACAGGGUAAUGAAAGUAUUAAUUUUAUACUAAAAAAAUGUAAAAAAUGUGCUUAAUGUUACGUACAUGGAUUAGAAGUAAUUAUAGUUUAAAAUACUCAAAAAUUUACAUUUUUUAAAUCAUGUAAUUUAUGAGUGUAAAAAUGUACAUUGAGAUACUUAAUAAUGUUGUCACAUGUUGAAGACAAUUUGAUUUAAUCAAAAAAUAUUAGGAUGUACUAAAAAAAAUUUUGCGAUCAUAUUGUGAUAAAUUAUUAUUCUUAAUGUAUUAUGGUGUAUAGUGUCAAUAAAUUGAAAUAACUUAACAUCAAGAA